ACUGGCAACGACGACGGCGGCGGCGACGGCGGUGAUUACGAGGGUGGCGCAUGGUGCCGGAAGUGUUGAACAAAUGAGGAACAAGUGCGCGUGCAAGUGCCUGAGAAAACGGACCAGGCGGCGGAGACGCGUUUCCGACUGAAACGUCCGGUGCAGUCGGAGAAGGUGAGAAUCUGUGCGUGUUGAUGUGCGCGCGUGAUAUCAAAACACGUGGUGACGAGACGGAUCAUCGGCUCUCCGAUAUUAAUCCGAGUCGUUUAUCAUCGAUAUCGCAGAGACCGUGUUUGUUCCGACGAUCCCCCUCGUCGGUGCCGAAUUUUGAGGAGAUUCUGCGGUCGCAACUACCAUUUUCAUACUUCGGAUGUCUUAAGCGGAAAAAGAUGAAUUAUGACCCUUCCGAGCAGCCCGUGUGAGAUAGAAAACAUGAGCUUGUUUCAAGAUCUCAAGUUGAAAAGGAGAAAGGUCGACUCCCGAUGUAGUAGCGACGACUCCCCGGUAUCCCUCGGAUCAGCAGGCUCGCCGCAGGGGAACCCGACGACGGACGCACCUUCACCCAUAAACUUUCCUGCUCCAGGGGAGAGCAUGGCCGACACCUCAACUCUGUCGCCGGAAACGAACAUGCCGAGCUCGCCGGGCUGCCAGAUCAGAGUGACGAGCGAGUAUAACCUGCUGGGCAGCCCGAGUCCAGGACCACCGCGAGGAGACUCCCUUCGUGGUAUCGGCAGCGGUGAUGGCGGAGGUGGAAGAGGAAACGGUCAAGAGGGUCGUGAUGCGGGAUGUUCGGAUCGUGCGUCACCUGACUCGGUCUUCCCGGAUGCCGGUCCGAUGAUGAGCUUCAGGGUCUCCGAUGAGCAGCAACAGCAACAUCAUCAGCAAUCUCAACAGCAGCAUCAGCAACAACAACAACGCUCCAUUACUCCCGUACAGAUCAAAACGUCGCCAUACUCGCCAAUUCCAGCGGUCUCGUCGACUCCGAUUGCCCAAGAUGCCUCCUCGAGGAGUGACAGCCCAGACUUAAAGGGCGAGCUAUCGUCCGUCCAGACCAAGGAAGAAUCCGACAAUUCGGUCUUCGACGGAGGUGGGGGCUGUAGUAGUGGCGGGGGGGGGGGGGGGGAAGCCUCCAACCAACCUAGUCACCGAAAUAGCCCGUCAUCUCAAUUCAACUUAAACCUGAACAUUAGUCCCGGCGCAGUUGGUUCAGCCAGACCACACGGAUCCCUGCAACAGCAACACUCACCACCGGCGCCACCAAGAUCACGCGCACCCCCGGUACCACCGCAUCUGUUGGUGGCUCAUCAUCAAUUUUGGUCUCAGAACACUACUAGUGUACAGGGAUUCGCUACGCAGAGGCUACUCAACGGUGUUAUCAGCAGCGCCGUCAGUUACGGUGGGCAGAAUGCAACAACUGUCUCCACCAGUUCCAGCGGUACCAAUGUCAGCUGUGUCACUACCGGCGCUACCACCACAGCAACCUUAUGCGAAGGUAUGAAACCACCGGCGCAGAGAGCAGCGCCAGCACCACCACGGCCCCCGCCCACGGUAUUAAUGGGCGAGAUUGGCGGUGUCCGUACGAUGAUAUGGUCAGCGCCGCCGCCGGCCGCGCAACAGAUGCAGGCGCUGAAUCUCACGGCGUCCGGUUCCGUCGCACAACCGUGGGUUAGCAAUGGCGGUACUGUUGUCAAAUCUGAGGCGGCCUCACAAUCCAUAUCGGUGGCACCGCCUGCGCCUCCUUUACCGCCUCAGGAGAACGAGGAAGACGAAACGCCUAUGAUAUGCAUGAUUUGUGAGGACAAGGCGACCGGCUUGCACUACGGUAUCAUCACGUGCGAAGGAUGUAAAGGCUUCUUCAAAAGGACCGUGCAAAAUAGACGGGUGUAUACGUGCGUGGCAGAGGGAGGCUGCGAAAUUACGAAGGCGCAGAGAAACAGGUGUCAGUACUGCCGGUUCAAGAAAUGCAUCGAACAGGGUAUGGUCUUGCAGGCGGUUCGAGAAGACCGGAUGCCUGGAGGAAGAAAUUCGGGUGCAGUGUACAAUCUUUACAAGGUGAAGUACAAGAAACACAAGAAGAGCAACAAGACUGGCGGCGUCGGCGGUAUGAGUGCCAGUAACGUCGGUGGUGUAAACGGCUCGGGUACUCUCGGGGGUGUCAAGAGUACAAUGGGCACGACGAUGCUAGACAAGCAUAUGGCCGCGGCUGCUGCCCAUCACAGCCAGCAACAACAACAGCACGCCCAACUAGCUGGUAGUUUCCUUCAUCAUCACAAAAUCUCAUCAGGCGAUCCACUCAACUCACCACCCACUCCUAGCCACCCGAGCCAUCCUGCGCAUUCGGGCCAUCUCGUCAACGGGACUAUCCUGAAGACGGCGCUUACCAAUCCCUCUGAAGUGGUGCACUUACGACAAAGGUUAGACAAUGCAGUUAGCAGUUCGAGGGAUCGAGUAUUUCCUCUGGACGCUACCUUAACCAUGAUUCAAACCCUUAUAGACUGCGACGAGUUCCAAGAUAUCGCUACAUUGAGGAACUUGGACGAGCUGCUGGACCAUAAUUCAGAUUUAAGUGACAAGCUGUGUCAAAUAGGAGACAGCAUAGUGUACAAGUUGGUGCAGUGGACCAAAAGGUUACCGUUUUACCUUGAGCUGCCGGUCGAAGUUCACACGAGAUUGCUCACCCACAAAUGGCAUGAACUUCUUGUGCUGACCACAUCUGCCUACCAAGCAAUGCACGGUCAUCAUAGGUUGACAAAUGUCGCUACUGACGGGACGGGUGCAGACUUUAUGCAAGAAGUAACGAACAACAUGUAUACGUUGCAAAGGUGCCUAACCAGCAUGAUGGGUCGGCCGAUAACCAUGGACCAAUUGCGGCAAGAUGUAGGGCUCAUGGUGGAAAAAAUCACAUAUGUCACGUUAAUGUUUAGGCGAGUGAGGCUACGGAUGGAGGAGUAUGUCUGUCUAAAAGUAAUCACUAUGCUCUCACAAGACACGAAAUCACGAGGAAGUACAUUGGAAUUAGAACAGAUACAAGAACGGUACAUGAGCUGUCUGCGAAGUUUUGUCGAGCACAGCGCUCCUCAGCAGCCGGGUCGAUUUCAUGAUCUUCUUGUCAGGUUACCCGAAGUACAAUCGGCGGCGACUUUACUACUCGAGAGUAAAAUGUUCUACGUUCCUUUCCUAUUAAACUCAGCAAUUCAAAGAUAGUAAAUAAAUAAAAUGACGAUGAACGAAGCUGAAUACCUAUAUACAUGCUAUACAUACGUUAUAAAUAUAUAUACAGAAAAAGUAAAAGAAGCGAACAAACGGGCAAACAACAAACGAACAGAAAAAAAGAAAAGAGUUCAAUGAAAGACAAAGAGAGACGACUCAAGUCGAACAGGGAAAGGCUUUGUUGCGUAUGUAUAAAAAAUAAAUAAAAGCAUAUAUAUAUAUAUAUAAAUAAUAUAAUGUGUGUGUUCGUUGCGUUGUACAAAUGAAAGAAGGCGGAGAAGAGGAAUCGUUCAAGCGAAAAAGAAAUGAAAGGAACACAAGUGUACAAUAGAAAGUAAUCACAUCAGGACAGCGAAAGAAGGAUAGAAAAAAGAGAAAGAGGAACGAUUUUAAAUAAAAUA
Molecule: messenger RNA, 3602 nt
Organism: Trachymyrmex cornetzi
Lineage: Eukaryota; Metazoa; Arthropoda; Insecta; Hymenoptera; Formicidae
Gene: Hr4
Product: nuclear hormone receptor 4
Exons: 14
Coding region: 388-3195 (935 amino acids)
Biological process (GO): regulation of DNA-templated transcription
Molecular function (GO): zinc ion binding; DNA-binding transcription factor activity; sequence-specific DNA binding
Source: RefSeq, a predicted model, not a curated record